Messenger RNA from Ectocarpus siliculosus, 2216 nucleotides. Lineage: Eukaryota; Phaeophyceae; Ectocarpales; Ectocarpaceae. The record is from the annotation of a GenBank genome assembly.
GCACAAAGUGCAGCCCUGCACGAUGAGUUCCACGCCUGCACCUUCCGACAUAGUGAGGAAGGCAGCGGAAGAGGAUAGCAAGGCUUCUCUCGAGACGUGGGGACCCGAGGCAUUCGCACGUCGCACGCGCACCAAGAUCCACAACCUCGGCGCGCCCUUGCCGCCAUGGGAGAGCAAGGAGCAGCGCCCGACACCGGCCGCCCGCGGCAUCCCCAAGUCCAUCAACAUCAUCCUGCUCGGGCCUACAGGUUCCGGCAAGUCGUCGCUCGUUUACACAUGGUGGAGAGCGCUGAGCGGUAGCGUGACGGGGAAAGAAGAGUUCCUAGCCGAGCAUGUCCACGAUUCGUUCCUGCAACGAUUACGGGUCGGCUGGAACGCUAAGGAAGGGGAAGAGGCACGACAACGGGCGCAACAACAACAGCAACAACAACAUAAACAUCCAGCGCUGGCAACGGGCGCAAGCUCGGUAGCGCCACCAACGGCGCCGGGGGGCGGUGCGUUGCUGAAGGCGGCACCGCGGCACGGAACGAAGGGGUUGGACGCCUUCCAGCUGCAGGCCCCCGACCCCCACAGGGGGUGCACGGGGAUAACGGUGCACGACACCAAGGGGCAGCAAUUUUUCACCGAAGAAGAGGAAAGGUUUGCGGAGCAGAUGCUCCAGGGCAAGGUGGAGGAGGGAAGCGCCGUCGACAAGCAGAACUACAAGUACUGGUUCAUGCUUGGCAAUUUUGGGUUCUUCAGCACGGCCAGCCUGGCGGCAGCACCUCACGUCGUGGUUCUCGUGUUCGAUGUGACGCUGCGAAGCUUCCAACAAAUGCUGAGAGAACCGGAGGCGAACGAGCUGUGCCGGUGCUACCGUAAGAUCGUGCGAAGAGCGGCGAAGCAAGGACACGAAGUCUUCGCGGUGUUGACGCAUAUCGACGCGUAUGCCCCAGACGAAGACGACGAAAGCACCAGUAGCGAUUGGGAGGAGGAGGAAGAGGGCACCGAGGCGGACACUGAGGCAGAGACUGCCACGGAGGAAGGUUCUCUCGAACAGUCCGCGGAAGCGUCUCCAGGCGAUGGUGGUAGCGAAGAAGCUUCUUCGAACGCGCAAGAAAGUUCGUUGAACGGGCACGAAGGUGUUUCGAAUGCGAAAGCAUCUUCUUCGAGCGGGAUGGAGCAUCCCUCGAAUGGCAACGAGUCAGCGGGAGCGGGAGAGUUUGAUCGGGAGGCAGAGCUGCCCGGAAUCAUUUCCUUGUGGUGCGAGGGGCUCUCGCAGGCAUUGGGCAACGACCCAGAGGCGCCCCUGCCGAAGGAAAACGUCUUCGCAGUGCAGAACUACCACCAGGGCAGCUCGGCGCAGGAUCCCGUUCUCGACCUGGCGUGCCUGGAGUGCUUGGAGAGCGUCCUCCACGCCGGUGGGCGUUACGUCGACGACAGAUAUCAGCAGCAACAAGAGGGCUGCGUUAUAGCAUAGGGUGUGAGUGAGGAGUUUCGGAGCAUGGGGGCGGCCUGGCUCCGUGCUGUAAUAUGCUGGCGCCUGGCACCACGUGGGCCGAUUUGGGAAGUUCGAGGGCUCCGGAAGAAAGAAGGGGCGGGAUGCAAACGGUGUUGUAUGCAUGCGCUCGGAAACAGCGUGUGUACAUUUGUGUGCUUGGAUCAUGGGUUGACGGGGGUGUUGUCCACGGAUAUAGUCCGGACAAUGGUUUGACAGAACUUGUCCCACUAGGGCGCAUGCUUCUUGCGAUGGAAUUCCCAGGCAUGGAGCGUCGAGGACGGCCGUUGAUGGUGUGUGUUGAACGCAAGGUAGGGUCUGUUGGACGUGGUCUUUGUCUACGGACCAAACGUGAGGAGGGUUGUUGAUGCUACACCAUGCUCUUCUUUUUGCUCUCUCGGGUUGACUGUACGCUCGGGCAUGAAUCGAUGAACUUGUCGUGACGUUGGACUUUUUGUUGCUUGGGUUGGAACAGGAACAACGUUGACGCGUGUUUCACUUCGCUGUCGUGCUUAGCUUUCCACCAAGGUUCUGGCAGACGAAUGAAGAGUAAACGGAGUUUAGCCAUUUGCCAGAUUUUGAUCACGCCAGUGUACGAUCAUCUCAUAAGAAUGUUGGCAUGGAAUGUAGCAAUUAUGGCGCGCGUCAACUUUUGGUUCAUCGUGUAUAUUUUUUAGGUGUAUCACCUUAGUUCCAGCAGUCCAGCAUCACUGAAAUCCCGACGUUUAUAGACACUCGC